Molecule: messenger RNA, 2354 nt
Organism: Scaptodrosophila lebanonensis
Lineage: Eukaryota; Metazoa; Arthropoda; Insecta; Diptera; Drosophilidae
Gene: Ythdc1
Product: YTH domain-containing protein 1
Exons: 3
Coding region: 147-1802 (551 amino acids)
Biological process (GO): regulation of alternative mRNA splicing, via spliceosome; mRNA splicing, via spliceosome
Cellular component (GO): nucleoplasm
Molecular function (GO): N6-methyladenosine-containing RNA reader activity; mRNA binding
Source: RefSeq, a predicted model, not a curated record
AAAUGCAAAAUAGGUGGUGUUUCUUACUGUUAAGAGGAAAAAGUAAUACAGAUUUGCAUUAAAUUAAGAUUUCAUAAUUGUGUCUAUUAUGUGUACUUGUGAAUUGCAUUAAGAAAACAACAACACAACGUAAACAAAUAGCAAAAAUGACUGAUUUGGGCGCUGCUGUGCUCGGCUUGGAUGAAAACGAAGCCGAUAUAGCUGAAGAGUUGCAGGACUUUGAAUCGUUUGACACGCGCAGCGAAGCCUCCGAAUCCGGCAAGGAUUCCUUGCCGAGCCUGAGCUCGGUGAGUACAACUCCACCUUUUGUGGAAGCCGGCGACGAAACUGGGAAUGGAAAACGUAAAGCAACGGUCACCGGAAAUGAAAAAAAGGCGAGGCGCAAUGAAAUUACUGCAAAGUUUAAGAGAAUCGAAAAUAAAUCAUGCACAAACAAAAAGAGGACAAAGAGAAACACGACUAGUGGCAAGGAGUCCAGCGCAGAUGGCGGGGCCAGUGAUGCACCAGUAAGCAAUUCCUCUGACGACUCUUCGGACUCAGAUUCGGACACCAAGCGGAGACGCGCUUCGGGGCGCCAUAAGUCGACAUCAUGUUCCAAAAGCUCGUCGCCAUCCGAUCGAGAUAGCAGCUCGCCUGCUACUCCACAUAAGCCCUACGACUACAUGACAAAACUGAAUUAUUUGUUUCGUGACACGCGCUUCUUUCUCAUCAAGUCCAACAACCACGAGAAUGUACAGCUGGCAAAGAACAAAAGCGCAUGGGCAACAUUGCCACAAAACGAUGCAAAUCUCAAUCAGGCCUUCAAAGAAGCGCGUAAUGUUCUGCUCAUUUUCUCGGUCAACGAGAGCGGCAGAUUUGCGGGAUUUGCACGCAUGGCUGCCGCCUCUCGUCGAGACGUGCCACAACUUAAUUGGGUUCUGCCACCAACCAUGUCAGCGAAGGCACUUGGAGGCGUCAUCGAACUGGAUUGGAUUUGUCGUAAGGAUCUAUUUUUUACUGCUACAAUGCAAUUGCACAACGACUGGAAUGAGGGCAAGCCGGUGAAAAUUGGACGCGAUGGCCAAGAGAUUGAGCCCAAAGUUGCGGCCGAACUAUGCCGUUUAUUUCCCCAAGAUGACAUCGAGCUCACGCCCAUAUUGCGCAAAUCGAAGGCUGCAUCGCACAUGAUGCGAGAAAAGGGAUUGCGGGUCAUAUAUAAGCAACCGCCCAGUCGUGUCUCCAGCCACAAUGGACCUAUGCGUCACAGGCGCAAUCAUCAGCCACCGCAUCCGCAUAAUCAACAUCAUAAACAUCGGCCAUAUCAGCCGCAUCAUUACAACAAUAAAGGCCCACCACUUGGAAAGUUUUCCCGCAAACCUUCACCCUAUCGCUCGAAUAGCAACAGCAGCAGUGCAGUCGGUGGAUCUGAUCUUAUGCCACCAUCUUGGGAACGUUACAUGGCCGGCAUGCCUUCGUGGGAACAAGUAGCUGCCGCCAUGGCUACGAAUCAAUUGUUUGCACACAUGCCACCCAGCAUGCCCGCCAGUUUCUACGACCAGCUGCAGCAGCCACCGCCAUCACUGCGUUACUAUGAUGGGCAACCUCCACUUCCCGAUUAUCCGCCACCGCAGCAACUACGUCCGCCGCCACCUAAUUUCGAAAAGGCUCCGACUUAUGAGGACUUUGCCACCUGGAAGAAUGCCGGCUUGCCACUUUCAUCUGGCUUCCCCAUCUACCUGGCGGCAAACGCUAAUAGCAGUGGCAAUGGCAGCAACAAUGGAGCGACGGACAAUCGGCGUUACGACUACAACCGCCGGCGUUAAAGUGCAAUGCAUUGUCCCACCUGCUUCUCGAGUAAGAAAAAGCCGUGUGUGAAUCAAACUGCAAUCUGCAAUGAAAAUUUGUAUAUGUUUUAUUUUUCACUAUACAAUUUUUUUAAGCUAUUUAUAUUCAUAAUUUUUCUCGCAGUGCUAUAUUAAUAUAUAGUACUUAUAAUAAUAAUGAUAGUUUUACACAAAGAUGUAUUUCGACAUUUCCAGGCUUUCAAACGGCAGGCAAUAGUUUUUUUGAUUACUUCCAAUUACUCUGCAAGUUCUUGUUGCAGGUGGCACGCAGCUGCAUCUCGUAAAACCUCCUUUAAAAACCCAGAACAGUUUUAAUUUCGAAAGUGCAAAAGAGUUGUGGAUGCAUGAUUGUACCCCCAAUAUUGUAUUGCACAAAAGUAAUGCAGUGGGGAAUACUAAUCAGUAUAUACAAUGCAUGUAUUUUGUGUGCUGUCCGAGUGAAACGUCGAUGACAUUUCGAAUAUUUCACAAAUGCUACAUGCGGGCUCGAGUCAAAUAAACUAACGAUAUGAAACAUCUUUAUUCCAUAAA